Molecule: messenger RNA, 1084 nt
Organism: Bufo bufo (common toad)
Lineage: Eukaryota; Metazoa; Chordata; Amphibia; Anura; Bufonidae
Product: anosmin-1-like
Exons: 5
Coding region: 3-611 (202 amino acids)
Molecular function (GO): protein binding
Source: RefSeq, a predicted model, not a curated record
GCAUGAAUCCUACUUUGAAUCCAUGUGACAACCAAGACAAAUCUUACAAAAGUUGUAAACAUGAUUUACAAGCAUUUACUUUUUACCACAAUAGUCAGAUUAAAAUACAAUUAUUCUGGAAGCAAAUGUCAGACAGUUACGUGAAACCCUAUACUUACUUAGUAAAGUGGAGACCAGUCAUGUGUGACAAUAAUGACACCUUCUUGGGGGGAAAAGCAGUUGUGAAGGGUCCGAGUUACAUAAUUACUGACCUCCAGUUUGCAUGCACAUAUAAAGUAACAGCACGGCCAUUCACCCUUCAGGGACCAUUGGUUGAAGAGGUGAUAUUUGCAAAAACACCCAAGUGCAACAACAUGAAAGUUAAAAGGCUGAAAGAUGCACGAUGUCCAAAACUGGGGCGCCACCGUCUGUCCAGAAGUCUGAUGCAUAGAUCUGUAAAAUUAAGAGCAGUCUUCCAGAAUGUGAAUGGGAAAAUUAAAGGAGAAUUUCACUGGAAAGUUUUGCAAACUGAUGACUUCUUCUCCAUCAAAAGCUUUCUAUUUAGCUGGGCAGAGAUGUCACAAACUGCUGCAUCGUACAACACACUCACACUUCCAGCUGUAACUGGAUAAAAUAUAUGCACAGCAGUUAAAGGGGUUUUCCAGGAGUAGAAUAUUGAUGACCCUACUGUAAGUCAAUAUCUGAUUGGUGGGCACUGCCAUCAGUCAGCAGUCUGAAGAGCCUAUGGCGCUCCAAAGAGCAUUGGUACCUUCUCACUGGUUACCAAGCACAGCGCUGUACGUUGUAUUGCAGUUAUAAUUGGUAUUGUAGCUCAGGCCCGUUGUCUUGAAUAGGACUGAGCUGUGCCUAGGCCACAGGACCGAUGAAUGUGAUGUCACUGGCCUAGGAUGGGGCUGCAGCACUCACUGGAGCAAUAUAGCCUCUUAAAACAGCUGAUUCGGCAGGAAGAAUAGCUAUUCUUCCCAUCAAAAUGAUAGAGUACACAACAGAACCCAAUGGAUCCCAUUAUAAGGAUUUAAUGGGCACUUUUAGUAUCUGUAUCUGGCUAUGCAUUGUGAAAAACUAUGGUGGUCAUUUAUGAAUA